Myripristis murdjan (pinecone soldierfish) is the source of this 3174-nucleotide messenger RNA. It is a transcript of the gene plpp3, whose product is annotated as phospholipid phosphatase 3. Gene Ontology annotation, molecular function: phosphatidate phosphatase activity. The transcript is spliced from 7 exons. Lineage: Eukaryota; Metazoa; Chordata; Actinopteri; Holocentriformes; Holocentridae. Gene Ontology annotation, biological process: signal transduction; phospholipid dephosphorylation; phospholipid metabolic process. Gene Ontology annotation, cellular component: plasma membrane. Bases 1 to 942 code for a protein of 313 amino acids. The record is from RefSeq and is a predicted model, not a curated record.
AUGCAAAAGUAUAUGUAUGAGAAAGCAAUGGCUCAAGAGACAAGGAACGGAGGAACCUCUACGUUAAAUAACAACAAUGGCAUUGACAACAGAAAGAAGAAAGUGCUAAUAGGGCUAGAUAUCUUCUGUCUUGUCCUUGCUAGCCUGCCUUUCCUCAUCAUUGAGACUAGCACCAUAAGGCCGUACCAGCGCGGGUUUUACUGUUCGGACGAGUCCAUCCGCUACCCCUAUAAAAACGGAGACACCAUAAGCGAUGCCGUGCUUUGUGCUGCUGGCAUUCUUAUUGCCAUCCUCUCUAUUGUGAUCGGGGAAUGCUACAGGAUCCACCACCUACGUGAGGGAACCAAGUCCUUCAUUGGGAAUCCUUACGUCUCAGCCCUCUACAAGCAGGUGGGUGUGUUUAUCUUCGGCUGCGCCAUCAGCCAGUCGUUCACAGACAUUGCCAAAGUGUCGGUGGGUCGCAUGAGACCCCACUUCAUAGAUGUGUGUCGACCAGAUUUCUCCACCAUCAAUUGUUCCCUGGGAUACAUCAACACAUACACCUGCACUGGCCAAGACAGCAAAGUACAGGAGGCCAGGAAAUCCUUCUUCUCAGGACAUGCCUCAUUUUCCAUGUACACCAUGCUCUACCUGGCUUUCUAUCUCCAGUCCAGGUUUACAUGGCGUGGGGCUCGUCUCCUCCGCCCUUUGCUGCAGUUCACCCUGUUGAUGAUGGCCUUCUAUACCGGCCUAUCACGUGUCUCCGACCACAAGCACCACCCCACCGAUGUCCUGGCUGGCUUCGUGCAGGGAGCCCUGGUGGCCUACUGCAUAGUGUUCUACGUGUCAGACCUGUUCAAGCCGAGGGCAAAGCCAGCCACACCUCCGCCCUCCCCCAUCAAGAAGGAACUGCUCCCUUCCUCUGACAUCAUAGAGAGGAACAACCACCACAACAUGGUGUGAGAGAGGCCGCACCGCUUCCUGUGACUGAGGAGCCUAUCACAGCGCUGCUCACCUCCCAUCGGACAGUAGAAUGUAGCGACGAGAGACUGUAGCUGCUUCUCAAACGGCACCCUCCUCCCCUAUGCAACGCACCCAGAGGUGCUGGGCCGCGCUGCAUGUGGGACAGGGUGUCCGAUUUAAGAUUUGCACAACAGAGUCCACUCUCACUAUCCAGACUUAUUAUUAUCUACUAUUAUGUUAACUACUAUUCACAUUUGAGCCCAUUUGUUUUGAGCACAAACUGAGAGGAAUUGGAAGCUAAAAGAUUAACAUGAAUCGAGUGAGAAACAGAUAGACCGACAGGCAGGGCUGAGGGUGUGGAAGUUCGAUGGAAGUGUAACCACAAAUGGGGAAAAAAAAAAAUUUGUAAAGAAAAAAAAAGAAUGAAUGAGUGAGUGAAUGAAUGAACAAAAGAAAAGAAAAGAAAAAAAAGAAAAAAGACAAAGCCCCUGUUUAGGGAGAGAGGGAUUUACCUAGCUGCUCCCUCUUUCAACUCUCUGUGGCCUUGGAACGCUGUAGGACAACAACUUCCUUAGCUAUGGGAACGAUAUUACUGCAAUAUAACUAGCAGCGUAGAAAUAUUAACAGUAUAGAAAAAAAUUAACUUAUAGCACUAUUUUUAAGUUCAUUGUCCAUUGUCACCACUUGCUGCCUGAGAGGUCUCGCUAUAAAAAAGCUUGAUGGUGCUGAUGUCCACGAGAUAGAAAUACUUCUAGAAAUAGAAGCUGACCUAGCCUGGUGCAAGAGUUUCAUAAGAACUCCAUACCUGGGCAGGACCACGUUAGCAUAGCAUUGUGUGACGAUCAACAUGGGGAUUAGAUAGAACCAGUUCAGUGCUAGUAGGCCAAAUCGAUCCAGUUAGGCCUUUGUGACUAGUUAGAGAGCGAUCCCCUGGUGGUCUUCAAGCUUUUUUGACUGACUGGAUAUUAAAUCUGUCAAGACAUCUCAGAGAGCCUCAGUAAGCUGAGAGUGCCUUUAGCAUUGAGAAGUGACCCGCUCCAGUCUCAUACACCUCUAUCUCCGCUUCAGCACAUCAAGCCUUUUGUAGUGGGCUGUCAGCGUGGCCUAAACCCGGGAUGUUGCAUUUCUUUAGGGUUAGAUUUAGUAGAGGGGGGAUAUUAGUAUUUUCUGUGGAGGGAGGAAGGCAGAUCUCUCGGCCUCUCAGCACCUGUACAAGAGGUGUGGCUGUGCCAUGCCGCUUCCUGGUGCUGGGGCCAUCUGGUUGGUUCCCUAAGGUGGGAAGGGGAUGGGUGGGCAGAGUGAAAGGGUGUGGUCUGUCACCGUGGAAAGAGGGUGUUGAUUUACAGCUAAGCUGGCACAUUAUUUUGGGAUGAUUUGGGCUCUUUCCGCUGGCAGGGAGGGGCUCUCACCCACCCAAUCACUCGUUGGCAACCUACGUGUCUCGUGUGUGUGUGUGUGUGUGUGUUUGUGUGUGUGUUUGUGUGUCCUGUGUACUCCUCGUGCUUGUGCAUGUAUCGUUCGUGUGAAUGUGUGUGUUUAUAUGUAUGAGCGCUGUGCCCUGUGAAAAAGAACACCCCCCUGGUAAUAUAUGUGUGUGUCGAAUGAAACCCCCUCACACACACGCAUGCUGUCAGCUGUGCCAAGUGUGUGUGUGUGUGUGUUUGUGUGUCACAGACAGAGAGGCCAGCGGGGGAGGGGAUUUCCCCUGUCAGGUGAACAUUAUAAAAACUGUGGAUCUAAUAUUUUUAUUCUCUGCUACGAUGCAUCUUUAACCUUGUAUGUUUAUAGCCUGUCCUGCGUAAUCACUAACAGUUGUACAGUACCAGAUACAGCAGCCCUUUUUAUUUUUAUUUACAGCCUACUCAGAUAUCCUCCUCCAACAACACACACAUGUUGCACAUCUUUCUCCUCGUAUAGUCCGUCCUAUCAUUUCACCAAGCCGUUUCACUCUCUUUUUAUAAAUAUAUAAAUAAUGUAUAGAUCACUAAAAUUAACUCUGUAAGAUAUUGUUUCCGAACAUGUUUAGAUAUAUCCACUAUGAUUACAGACCUGUGUUCUUUACAAAGUGCUGCUUAAAAAGCAUCGAUUGACAGAUUUUUGUAUUUAGAUAACUAAACUAUUGUAGAUUGUGAUAGUUAAGUUUUUAAUAUGCGUUCAAAAAAUACUCCCACAAUUGUAUUAAAAUUCAAUAUUAGUAUUUUUGUAUUGUCUCAUUUUUUGUACAAAGAAAUA